This is a messenger RNA of Apodemus sylvaticus (European woodmouse), 678 nucleotides long. RefSeq names its product polycomb group RING finger protein 6-like. Gene Ontology annotation, biological process: regulation of transcription by RNA polymerase II. Bases 1 to 678 code for a protein of 225 amino acids. Lineage: Eukaryota; Metazoa; Chordata; Mammalia; Rodentia; Muridae. The transcript has a single exon. The record is from RefSeq and is a predicted model, not a curated record. Gene Ontology annotation, cellular component: PRC1 complex.
AUGUCUUUACCCCGUUUGUCUCCUGCUGAGCCAGUGAUGGAGAGCAGCCCAGAGGCCCAAGAAGUCAGCCAGGAUGCUGCCAAACCAGAGAGAGCUGAGGGAGCAGAGGGACCAAAGGAGACUUUGUGGCCUGUACGCCAGGGUUUGCCUCCUGCAGGCGCCACAGCUCCCCCAUCUGGCAAGGAGGACCAGUCCUCCAGUGGGGAGGUGGGAACUCAGGAAUGCCUGGCAUCCAAGCCUUCUCAGCUUUGGCGGGAAGAGGGGAAGGCAGAGGAAAAGGCAGCAGUGGAAGCUGAACAGGAAGAGCAUCUCCUUCCUCUCUCAGAGAUGAUCCCAUACAUCUCCUGUUCUAUUUGCAAAGGCUACUUAAUAGAUGCGGCUACCAUUACAGAGUGUCUUCAUACUUUCUGUAAAAGCUGCAUCGUAAAACAUUUUGAACAUAGCAACAGAUGUCCAAAGUGCAACAUUAUAGUGCAUGAAGCCAAACCUCAUAUUAACUUGAGGAUGGAUCCACAAUUACAAAACAUAGUAUACAAAUUAGUAGCGGGUCUAGAGGAAAAGGAAAUAAAGCAGAGGCGUGAGUUCUAUAAAGAAAAUUGUCUGGGAACACCAAACCCCACUGCUGUUCCACAGCCAUGCCCUUCAGAUGAAGAGAACACUAAAGAAGUUGUGGAAUAG